UUUUGAAUUAUUUUUUUUCGUAAGAAAAAAUUGGUUCUCUUAAGAAAUUCUCUUUACCGUGUAGUAUUUCUGUUUAACCAGAGAGUGACGGUUUAUGAUAUAUUUUUUUUUCUCCCAUUAGCUUGUGACUUGUUGAUUCAUUAAUGUCUUCUGCUAGCAUUAGAGUCUCCUCAUCCUUUUGCUCUUCAUCUUCACUCCCUCUCCUUCUCCAUCCCCGUGUUAAAAUUUCCAACGUGCUCGGCAAUGGUCACUUGUAUCUGCGGCAAAAACAGUUCUCUUCCAGUCAUCUGCUUCGUCUCUGCUCUUUUAAUAGUGACCAUAAUGUUUACGAGUUACCAGAAUUUCAAAGUAGUCCUCUAGAUCAAAAAGGUACUGCAGAAAAAAAUGGAACCAGUCAAACAGAAUCACCCACAUCAAACACGAUUUUGACGAGAUUAAGAAGAUAUGGUGUUGCUGGAGUAUUAUCAUAUGGACUACUAAAUACUGCAUAUUACCUUACUACCUUUCUUAUCGUGUGGUUUUACGUUGCUCCAUCACCUGGAAGAAUGGGUUACCUUCCUGCCGUUGAACGGUUUCUCAAAGUAAUGGCCAUGGUAUGGGCUGGUAGCCAGGUUACAAAGCUUAUCCGAGCAGGAGGGGCUUUAGCUCUCGCUCCUUUUGUGGACAGAGGAUUAUCAUGGUUUACAACCAAGAUGAAGUUUAAAUCACAAGGAAAAGCUUUCGCGGUCGUUGCCGGGUUUUGCUUUGGUUUGGCUUUUAUGCUGUUUCUCAUAGUUACAUUACUCUGGGCAUGAAAAUUUUAUGUUGUUCAUUCGUCCAAGUGGGGAUUUACCGAGUUCUUCUGCUCAAGGCAAUGCUUGUCCAGUAGUGUAAGGAAAAGCAAAAUGGAGCUCCUUCUUCAACAAAGCCUCUAUUUCCUUUCCUGAAUUCAAAAUUCACUCAGAAAAGCAAGUCUAACCAAGAAGCAUAAAGCUGAUAUUUAUCUUAGCAUCGGGAAAUUAUUGUAGCACAUGGUGGAUAUUGACUUUCCAAGGUGCCUUUUUGUGAACUAUAGAAAAGAGUCUUGAACUCGACAAUCUUUAAUUGCUUUCGAAGAUGUUACCUCUACAGUUAAAUACAAUUCCAUUGAUAUGCGCCAAAAAGAAAAAAGAGAUCCAUGAUAAUGUGUAGUUUUAAAUGAAAAGAUGUGAGGUUUCAUAGAGAUGGCAUGAAA
Molecule: messenger RNA, 1213 nt
Organism: Capsicum annuum
Lineage: Eukaryota; Viridiplantae; Streptophyta; Magnoliopsida; Solanales; Solanaceae
Exons: 10
Coding region: 144-794 (216 amino acids)
Source: RefSeq, a predicted model, not a curated record